Molecule: messenger RNA, 1383 nt
Organism: Lachancea mirantina
Lineage: Eukaryota; Fungi; Ascomycota; Saccharomycetes; Saccharomycetales; Saccharomycetaceae
Source: the annotation of a GenBank genome assembly
AUGUCUCCAGCCGUCACGUCGCCCUGCACAACGCGUCUCAGAUGCGGAUUCUACCUCGCCAAGAAAAAGCGGCGCUGCGGCAUGACGAGGAGCGCGAACUUGCCCUACUGCAGCGAACACCUUAGCGCCCUCGCCACGGACGACCCGCUGCAGACCGCCGAACCCGCGGCCCGCGGCCGCAGGGUCCCGUGCCCAGUCGACCCUCGCCAUUCCGUCUGGGAGAAAGAAUUGACGCGGCACGCGCGUAAAUGCGGCGCGGCCCACGAGAAGAGGUCGCGUGAUGCGCAGGGUGCCUGGUACAGGUGUGACUAUAACUGCGGCCCGCCCGCUGCAGUCGUGGGCGCCAGCGUGGGCGACGCGACAAUUCUCGCAGCUAUUCCUAUCGUCCAAGAGAUAUACAAGUCGUUUUUCGAACAAAGGCCGCUGCCCACCGAGAUCAAAUCCAACGAGCCCGUCGAGCUGCGACGGUUCCCGCAAUUGCUCGGAUCCCGGAAGCACGCGCGCCAACAAUCGUCGCUCAUACAGCACGUGCAGGACCAUGGCAUGUUCCCGGCAAACCCCAACGACUCAGUCACUUACAUGGAGUUCGGAUGUGGCCGUGCAGAGCUAUCGCGGUACCUGAACCAGAGCGUCGUUUUACACUUGCUCAACGCGAGUCAGGCUGCCACGCGUCCCGCUGUAAUGCCCAGCUACGUUUUCAUUGACCGUGCGUCCAAUCGAAUGAAAUUUGACAAAAAAAUCCGCGACGAUGUCGACGAAUUGUGCGACGCGGACUCUGCUGCUACCGCCACGGCCUCACGACCGGACUCCAACACCUACCCCUGCAUCACGCGGAAAAAAAUCGAUAUCAAGGACCUGUAUUUGGACGCACUUGUGAGUCCAAACAAGAAUAACAAAUAUGUGGUCAUAUCGAAACAUCUGUGCGGCGUAGCCACAGACCUGACCAUCCGGUGCGUUCUCAACAGUAGCGUCCUGCAUACGAAAGAUCGACACUUGCAGGGCAUGGUGAUUGCCAUGUGUUGCAGGCACGUGUGCGAUCCAGCUCGGUACGCGAACCCCAGUUACAUCGAGUCUCUCAUCCGCGACCACGACGUUAACUACCAGGAUUUUUUCCUUGCUCUCAAAAAAAUCGCGACAUGGGCCGUCUGCGGCAGGCGGCCAGGCAUGACCGACUCCGACGUCAAUAAUCAUUUCACCGGUUUGCCCGUUGUAGACCGCGAAAAACUGGGCCAGAUGGCUCGUCGUAUAAUCGAUGAGGGACGUGCUCAAUUACUGCGAGACGAGGGUUACAAUGUUUCACUUGUCGAAUACAUCGAAUCAGAGGUGUCAUUGGAAAACGUCGCCAUGGUUGUUACCAAGCGGAAUUCGGCCUCCCAUGGGUGA